UUAAUGUGCAGCACCCUUCCACUAUCACAUCCUAGAUCCACUGCCUGCUAAAUGGCAAGAUGGAGAGAUCAAGGGGAAAAAGAGGAAGGGAGGGGGAGUGUGUGAUGCGAGCAGAGGCACGAGAACUGAUUGUUGCAGAUGAGUAGAUGGCUCUCCCUCUCUCCAGCGCUCCUCUCUCAUGCUCAUUUCCUCAUAGAUACAAACACAGUGCUUCUCUUAGAAGAGAGAGGGAUUCUCGCAGGUGACGUCCACUCCGGAUGAUGCAGGAACAGACAUAACAUGCCUGCCGGAUCGCUGCUGUUGACUUUGAGAAGCAUCAGAGGCUGAGCUGGUGAAUGUAAACAGAGGCAGAGAAACACUGGGCAGCAUGUCUUAUGAAGAAAAGUGGGUCACUUUGAGCCCAAACGAAUUCUCUCUUCUUCAAGACUAUGCACAAUACACAACGAAGAAACUAAAAGAUGUUCUCCAGGAGUUUCAUGGAGAUGGGAUUCUGGCCAAGUAUAAUCCUGAAGAGAAGCCAGAAAUCUUCAGUCAGCAGGAAAUUGACUUUGAGGGUUUCAAGCUCUUCAUGGAGACCUUCCUGGAGAAUGAACUUGCUGAGGAGUUCUGUCAGCAUCUCUUCCUCAGUUUCUGCAACAAAGACCCAAAGCCAAGCCCCUCCAUGAUGGACAAACAGAGAAUCAUGGGUCUAAAGCUGAUAAAGGGAAACUGCACUCCGUCAAAGGUGACAACCUUGUCCAAACCUCUCGGCACAAUCCAGCUGAAGGAUAUGAUCUGCUAUCUCUCUCUCCUGGAGGGUGGACGACCAGAAGACAAACUAGAAUUUAUGUUUCGGCUUUAUGACACAGAUGGGAACGGGUUUUUAGACAGUAAGGAACUGGAGCACAUUAUCUCUCAGAUGAUGCAUGUUGCAGAGUAUCUGGAGUGGGACGUCACAGAACUGAAGCCGAUUCUGGAGGAAAUGAUGCAGGAGAUUGACUAUGACCAUGAUGGGAUGGUUUCUCUUGAAGAGUGGGUCCAGGGUGGAUUGACCACCAUUCCUCUGCUAGUGCUUCUGGGACUUGAAAAUAAUGUGAAGGAUGAUGGGCAGCAUGUGUGGAGACUGAAGCACUUUAGUAAACCUGCAUAUUGUAACCUGUGUCUGAAUAUGUUGAUUGGAUUGGGAAAGCAAGGCCUGUGCUGUUCCUUCUGUAAGUACACCGUUCACGAGAGAUGUGUGGCUCGAGCCCCCCCGUCCUGCAUCAAAACAUACGUCAAAUCCAAGAAAAACACAGAGAUGAUGCAUCAUUUCUGGGUUGAGGGAAACUGUCCAAACAAGUGUGAUAAGUGUCACAAAACCAUCAAGUGUUACCAGGGUCUUACAGGCCUUCAUUGUGUCUGGUGCCAGAUUACUCUACACAACAAGUGCGCUUCACACGUCAAACCCGAAUGUGACUGCGGAUCGCUGAGAGAUCACAUACUUCCUCCAAACACUAUAUGCCCUGUUGUACUGGAGAGACAGUCUACUCUGAGAAAAGACUCCAGCCAAUCAGGAGGCCGGGGGAAAAUACAAAGGACCAAUUCUGUAUCAGUGGAUGGACAGGGGCUACAGAUUACAUUAUCAGAAGGAACUCAUCCACUGCUGGUUUUCGUCAACCCUAAAAGCGGAGGCAAACAAGGUGAAAGGAUCUUCCGAAAGUUCCAGUACCUCCUGAACCCUCGUCAAGUCUACAACCUGGCCAAGAAUGGCCCCAUGCCUGGCUUAAAUUUCUUUCGAGAUGUUCCAGACUUCAGAGUCUUGGCCUGUGGUGGAGAUGGGACCGUUGGAUGGAUUCUUGAUGUAAUAGAUAAAGCCAACUUUGAACAGAAUCCUCCUGUGUGUGUACUUCCCCUCGGCACAGGAAAUGAUCUCGCAAGGUGUUUGCGCUGGGGUGGAGGAUACGAUGGAGAAAGUCUUUUGCAGAUUCUCAAGGACAUUGAGAACAGUACUGAAGUGAUGUUGGACAGGUGGAAGAUUGACAUCAUUCCUCUAGACAAAGAUGAAGGAGGAGAUCCAGUCCCGUACAGCAUCGUGAACAAUUACUUCUCUAUUGGCGUGGAUGCAUCUAUCGCUCAUCGAUUCCACAUUAUGAGAGAGAAACAUCCAGAAAGGUUUAGCAGCAGGAUGAAGAAUAAGCUUUGGUACUUCGAGUUUGGCACCUCAGAGACCUUCUCGGCAACUUGCAAGAAGCUGCAUGAUUAUCUUGAGGUGGAGUGUGAUGGCAUCACCCUGAACCUCGGUAACAUCUCAUUGGAGGGUAUCGCCGUCCUGAAUAUUCCCAGCAUGCACGGCGGUUCCAACCUAUGGGGAGAGAGCAAGAAACGGAGGGGUCACCGUAGAACAGGGAAGAAAUCUUCAGAAAAGAAGACCACAAUCGUUGACCCCAAACAACUUAUUUUUGCUGUCCAAGACCCCUCUGAUCAGCUGUUGGAGGUGGUGGGGCUGGAGGGGGCAAUGGAAAUGGGGCAGAUCUACACGGGUUUGAAGAGCGCAGGCAGACGUCUGGCCCAGUGUUCCUCCAUCAUUAUCAGAACCAGUAAACCCCUCCCUAUGCAAAUAGAUGGUGAGCCAUGGAUGCAAAGCCCAUGCACUAUUCAAAUCGUACAUGAGAAUCAGGCCCGUAUGCUAAUGGGCCCUCCACAAAACUCUGGCUGCUUCUCCUUCUUUCGACGCGACCGCAGAGAGAGCAAAGACUGACAACCGAAAACACCUGAGAUCAACACUGCACCCUACACGAGAUCAUGUAAAUGGUGGAAAUGUACCAAAGGAGAAGGUUCCUGAAGGUUGUAUUUUAGCAGUGGGAAGAUCUCUAAUUUUCAUCUGAUCAUUUCAGCCACCAGUUCUCUGUCUCAGCUGUUUGAUUAAACUGCCAUUUUACAAGACAUGCACUGGGAGGCCAAGGCCAACCCUGGCAGUUUAUUUGUUCUCAAAUGUUUAAAGUGCAGUCGAAAGGUACCAGGUGAAGAUACUGGACCGGUAUAAUGGAAUACGAAUCAUGGAGAUUUAUACCGGGUACAAACUGAAUGAUUUUCAGAGUCAUUGGAUCGCUGUUCUUCUCAUACUACACAACUGUCUGGUACCAUUUAGUUGCUGUUGUGUACACAUUACACAACGGAUCGGUGACAGAGGGUACACAACAUUUCAAUAGGAAUAAUUGCCAACAGCUCUGUCUGGUCUACAAACUAUGUUUCACAACCAAAUGCAUGCGAGAAGUGAUGUAUGAAAUCACUGAGUUCUCACAUGAGAAGAUUUAUUCCUGUGUGCUGAUUUGCAUCGAAAAAGAAAAAAGGAGAAUAUGAAGGAGAGCAGGUUGCUUGCUGAUGUUUUGUCUGUGACUCCUCCCCCUGAACUCUCAUUGGCUGUUGCUCAUCGUCGAUGUAAUUUCCAGUCAAAACACAUUCCACACUGCAGGACUCUUGAGUCGCAGACACGUCCAGAUAAUGUAGCAUUCUAAAUAUUUCACCGGACCAGUGCUUCUCUUAGAUUGCGUCUUUGAUAAUACACUAUACAAUUGUCACUCACGUGGACAAGCACCGAUUUGCUUCAGAUUUCGGCAUUUGUCAGCUACUUUCACAAAAUUGUUGGAAAUCGAAACUAAAAUCACGCAGUGUGUACCCAACAUUAAGCCGCGGUCACACUAGACUUUGAACGUGAAAUUUCAUCGGAUGCUGCAACGGUCGCGAUAUGGGAUCACGGUCUACAACAUCUUUUUUAUAAACAUGAAUUCAACAUAUAUAGUAAUACAUUAAAAAUGUAAAAAUAUACAACCUACUCGACGUUACUGCAAAAAUAUAAUUCUUUUAAUUCAGCCAAGAGGUCAUGCCUUAUCGAUCUUCUACUGGUCGCACACGUGAUGUGAACUCGUAGGUCACCAAACUUGAUCUUCGGAACAGCAAAAUGCGAAACUUUUCGCACGAGCUUGUGUUUCCGGUCUGAUGCAUUCGCAUGCGUAUGAAUAGAAGUCAAUGGGACGAAAAGUGCAGUGUGACCACCCCUUUAGGCAUAAUAGACACUGCAGACUUACAGACACUUAUUUAGUGCCCAAUGUGAUAUAAGACACGGCCAAAGGAAAAACAAAAUAGUUUUUAACUUAAAAUUUGUAAUGUGUUAGUCUAGUGUUACAUUUUUUAUAUGUUGUUGCAUGCUGGGUUCAAAUCCAGAACUUUUUAAAAUUGUAUUAAAUUAUAUAUUAUAUUAUAUUAUUUAAAAUUACAAAUCAACAUUACAGCCUGUUCUACAGCGGUUCUAUGGAAAAGAAUUGUACUGACCAAAUUUAGAUGUGAACCCCAUCAUUUCUACCCCAGCGUUUUUGAAAAACACUUUUUUCUACAAUAAUCAUGAAACUUAAAGGGAUAGUUCACCCAAAAAUGAAAAUUUGAUGUUUAUCUGCUUACCCCCAGGGCAUCCAAGAUGUAGGUGAUUUUGUUUCUUCAGUAGAACACAAAUGAUGAUUUUUAACUCCAACCGUUGCAGUCUGUCAGUCGUAUAAUGCUUGUCAAUGGGAACUCCAUCUAUAAGAGUCAA
This is a messenger RNA of Ctenopharyngodon idella (grass carp), 4543 nucleotides long. It is a transcript of the gene dgkb, whose product is annotated as diacylglycerol kinase, beta. Gene Ontology annotation, cellular component: plasma membrane. The record is from RefSeq and is a predicted model, not a curated record. Gene Ontology annotation, biological process: intracellular signal transduction; diacylglycerol metabolic process; lipid phosphorylation. Bases 368 to 2716 code for a protein of 782 amino acids. Gene Ontology annotation, molecular function: calcium ion binding; ATP-dependent diacylglycerol kinase activity. NCBI's taxonomy places the organism in Eukaryota, Metazoa, Chordata, Actinopteri, Cypriniformes, Xenocyprididae. The transcript is spliced from 25 exons.